Messenger RNA from Menidia menidia (Atlantic silverside), 1143 nucleotides. The record is from the annotation of a GenBank genome assembly. Lineage: Eukaryota; Metazoa; Chordata; Actinopteri; Atheriniformes; Atherinopsidae.
CCCCAAACAUGCAUGAGGCCAUACAGUAUAUAAAGGCCACGUAUGAGAAGCUACAGGAGGGUGGGCCAAUAAACACCUCUUAAAAAAGCAAUAAAGACACGAAAAGGAGAUUUCUUUAAAAACAAAAAGCUGUGUGAAUUCUAUCUAUUAUUCAAUCUGUUGGGGUCUCCAAGAACUUCACCAAGAAGAAUCAGGACUCUCCGCCUCCCUCCUCUCUGCCUUUACUCUCCUCCUCUGCCUUACUCAGCACUUGCAACCACCCAUGAGUGUGACCAACUCCUCAGCUUAUCGAUCGGAGCGUAGUUUCCACCAGACUUCAUCCUCGACUUCGUCCUCUGGCAACCCAUACAUGGAGAAGAGCCGGGGACUGUUUGCCGAGGACUUCGACUCCUUCAUGAGGCCUGGGAGCGACACUUUGGGUUUUUCCAGUGGAACUGGAAAUCUCAAAACUCUCGAGGAUUCCUAUCAGUUCACAGUUGAUGUGAGGGACUUCUCUCCUGAAGAUGUCAUCGUCACCACAUCCAACAACCAGAUAGAGGUUCAUGCAGAAAAGUUAGCCCAGGAUGGAUCGGUGAUGAACACUUUCACCCACAAGUGCCAGCUACCGGAGGAUGUGGACCCCACCUCAGUGACAUCCUCACUGGGUGCCGAGGGGACCCUGACAGUCCGGGCGCGGAGAAACCCAGCCAAACACGAGCUCGUACAGACCUUCCGCACCGAGAUCAAAAUCUAGAGAGGGACCCACUUUGUCGCAAACGCCACACUUCUUGUGUUUUUCCAUGUUACUCAGUGUAUUUCUUAUAAUCUCUGUCAUCAUGCGUCAGCCACUGCCACUCUGUAAAACACGACACACUCAACUUCAGUGACAACAACUGUUGCUGCUCAGUUAUAUAUUUAGUUGGUUUAUUUAUUCCCUUUCAAUCUCUUGGAUAUAUUUAUUAGUUACUUUCAGAUUUUCUCCCGUCUACUAACGUAAUCCUAAAACUGAGAAAUUGAUCCAUUUGAAAAACUAGCUCGUCAUUAAUAAUAAUAUUUAUAAUGUAUUAUUACUUGUGUGAAUAAACAUGGCUGACAACAACCCUAUUCUGUCAAAUCCUUUGAAAGAAUAAAACACCACACAAAAGGUGUUAAUGGUGUGUGUGU